This is a messenger RNA of Dictyostelium purpureum, 1228 nucleotides long. RefSeq lists its product as uncharacterized. Gene Ontology annotation, molecular function: hydrolase activity, acting on glycosyl bonds. The record is from RefSeq and is a predicted model, not a curated record. The coding region runs from base 212 to 1192 and encodes 326 amino acids. The transcript has 2 exons. Gene Ontology annotation, cellular component: lysosome; lysosomal membrane. Lineage: Eukaryota; Evosea; Eumycetozoa; Dictyosteliales; Dictyosteliaceae. Gene Ontology annotation, biological process: lysosome organization.
CAUUAUUUUAUUUAAUAAAUUAAAUAGAUAUAUUUUAAAAAUAUUAAUUAUAAACAAAAAAAACAAAUAAAUAAAAAAAAUCUUUUAUUUUUUUAUAUACAUUUUAAUUUUUUUUUUUAUCAUUUUUUUUUAAUAUAAAAAUUUAUUUUUAUUUUUAAUAUAUUCAUUUGUUAUAAAAUAAAAACAACAAAUAUUCUAAAAUUAUGAAAAAAUGAAAAUUAUUAUAUCUUUAAUAUUAUUACUUUUAGCAACAGCUACAACUAUCACUAAAUCACAAGGAAUUCCUGACAACGACCCAGAAUUAUGUGUCCAAAGAAUUAAAAGAGAGGAUUGUCCAGAAACACCAUCGUCAUGGGGAAAAUUCGACGAAGACGAUGUUAUUGAUGUAUAUUAUUUACAAGCACCAAUUUUUGAGGGUAUGUUUGGUAACUUUUUUGGAAGAUUAGGAGGCUAUCAUUCUGCCGUAGGUUUCUAUGACAUUACAACUGGCCAAAAUUAUACAGCAGAGUACGAUGCUUAUUAUGAAGUAGGUAAUGGAACUCUACCAAAUAUUAUCGAUGUUAAUGGCACAAAAGAAAUCCUUUGGUGUAAUGCUGGUAUUCUUUGCUCUAUUCCAUUUGUCAAUGAAACUUAUUGGGAUCCAAAAUACUUUUCAACUGCCUCAAAAACCUUUAUGGCCACAAUCAAUGGUACCCAAUUAAAUCAAUAUAUCGAGUGGAUGGAAUCAUAUAACACAACUAAUCCAAUUUAUCAAACCUGGGAUGUUUGGAACAAUUAUGGCAAAGAUUUAUAUGUUCCAUCAACUACUUGUGAUGAUUUCACAGCAGCCUCAUUCGAUUUCCUUUAUACUGCUGGUGCAAGAUACAAUUGUUCAACAGUUUUCAAGAGGGACUAUGUAAAUCUUUUUUCAGAAAAACCUGAACCAGUUGUUUUCACCGAACAUAGGGACGAAAUUAUUAGAUUCUAUGAAUCUUUAAUGGAUAGAUCAGGUUCAAUCUUAGAUAUCAUCGAGAGAAUUAUUGGUAUUGUUGGUUUAAAUAAAUAUCUUUACUAUCAAGGUGACUAUUAUUUAUUAAAAUUAAAUUGGCCAUUUAUGGGUGUCAAAUAUGACUACGCUCCUGUUGCAGGUUGUCCACUCCCAGAAACAAUUAAUGAACAAACUUCAAAUAUUAUUCAUAUGAGAAAUUAUUAAAUAAAUAAAUAAAAUACGAAUAAUUUUUACACUGUA